AGAACUUUGUAGGAGUGUCUGUUAUUCAAAUCGUAUCUACAUUUUGUGUGUUUUUUAAGGUGAAACCAAAGCUAGAGUUCCAGACGUUGCUGCAACACGCUGGAGCCACUAAAGACACUUUCACCAUGAAGGAGGUGAUGUUCUACCUGGGUCAGUACAUCAUCCAGAAGCAGCUGUACGACCAGAAGCAGCAGCACAUCGUCCACUGCUCCCAGGAUGCACUGGGGCGAGUGCUGGGGGUCGACAGCUUCUCUGUUAAAGAGCCACGAGUUCUCUUCGCUAUGAUCACCAAGAACCUCGUGGCGAUAAAAAGCCAAGAUUCACCACCGAGCCCCAUUGAACCCCAAAGUGAGACUCAGACAGACAAAGGGGCCGAGGAGGCAGACUCAGAAAGCCGCUCUUCAUCACCAGAAGGGCAAGGAAGACGAAGGAGGAGAAGGAGGAGCAGCGGCAGAAGCAGCGAUGCCGGACCCUCACACAGCACAGAGGGUGGUGAAGCUGAGAAAGAGGAGGAGGAGUCAGGGGAGGAAGAUAAUGAAGAAGAAGGAAGGAAGAGGAUGAGGUCUGACAGCUACUCCCUGACGUUUGAUGAGAGUCUGUCGUGGUGUGUGAUUGGAGGAUUGGUGAAGGACAGACACAGCAGCCAAUCGUCAGACUCACACAGCACCUCUGGCAGGUCAGAGAUCACGGUUGCCGCCUCAGACUCGGAGAGCGACAACUUCAGCGUGGAGUUCGAGGUUGAAUCCGUCGACUCGGACGACUACAACGAAGACGAAGCUUCUCUGAUAUCCGCAGACGACCAGGUAUACGAGGUCACCAUAUUUGAGGCGGACGAUAACGACUCGUUCGAUGAAGACACAGAGAUCACUGAAGCUGAUUACUGGCGCUGUGUGAAGUGUGACGAGUUGAACCCACCUCUGCCCGGAAAAUGUCUUCGCUGCUGGACGCUGCGUCAGGAUUGGCUGUCUGAAGCGUCACUCCCGCCAAAGCCCGCCUCCUCCAGUCCCAAAGACCUGCCCACAAAGCCAACCGACCAAUCAGCAGCCAGAGAGACUCCAGGUUCAGAUGGCGAGGAGAACGAAGGAGUGGACGUCCCCGAUGGGAAAAGAUCAAAAGAGACGCCUCUUUUGUCUCAGUGCUUCUCCGACUCUUCAGCCCCAAACUCUGAGGAGCUCCUCUCUUCCUCCCAGCCGUCCUCUUCCUCGCAGCAGAACACUCCUGACUACCAGCCUUCUUCGUCCUCCAUCGACUCCCAGGAGCUCCUCCCAUCUUCCCUCAACACUCCUCGUCCUCCUGCUGGAGUCCCUGAUCUGGAGCGCAGUGUUUCUGCAGAAUGGCGUCUUCCCGACUCCUGUCUGGAUCCGUGUCUCAUUUGUCAGUCGCGUCCGAAGAACGGCUGCAUCGUUCACGGAAACACGGGACACCUGAUGUCCUGCUACGUGUGCGCCAGGAAGCUGAAGAAAAGGAACAAGCUGUGUCCCGUGUGCAGGCUGCCCAUCCAGUCCGUCGUCUUCACCUACAUCAGUUAAAUCAUCCCAGAAUAACAUCCAGCAUCUCCCGGGUUCCUUCCAUCUCAACCAUUAGGAUGCGUAAAGGUUUUGUUCAGCAGGAUAGACACUACAAAGGAACUACAGCACAUGACUCAACAUCCCCAAUGCUAAGCUAAAGGCGGCUAAUCUUUUCAUUCAAACGCAUUUA
Molecule: messenger RNA, 1698 nt
Organism: Trematomus bernacchii (emerald rockcod)
Lineage: Eukaryota; Metazoa; Chordata; Actinopteri; Perciformes; Nototheniidae
Product: E3 ubiquitin-protein ligase Mdm2-like
Exons: 10
Biological process (GO): regulation of cell cycle; negative regulation of apoptotic process
Cellular component (GO): nucleus
Molecular function (GO): identical protein binding; ubiquitin protein ligase activity
Source: RefSeq, a predicted model, not a curated record